AGGUUGAGCAGCCUUUGUCCCAGCGGAGGCUCCUUGUGGAAGGCAGGGUACGGGAGGGGGCGUGGUUUGUGAGGAGCAUCAGCAGGUUGGGUUGGUCGGGCGGAGCUCUCCUUGUCUUGCAGGUGGAACAUUGGGAAAAAGGAAGCAGGAAAGUGAGAAGAGAAACAGGGAUCUGCUAGGGGCAUACAGUGUCACUGAUUGACUAUCACAAAUAUGGCAGCCUUCACAAUGGAUGAAUAACUGAUGAAAACCAUGGCUACUAGGGUAGAAAUAACUUCUACCAUGACAUCAAGGACAGCUCAAGCAGGUCUGAAUGAAAUUCUUAAUGAAGUUAAAUUGCCAAGAACACUCAUAACCCCUUUGUCAGAUGCAAGCAAUAAGUCCAGUGAUUCCACUUUAAGUAGCUCACUUAUUAUUGAAGAAACUAGCAGAGGUCCUAAGUCAGUGAGCAUGUUUAACCCAGGAGCAAGACCAAGACUCUCACCAAAGCCUUUUUCAAAAGACAAACCUCCAGAUUGGGAAAGUAGUAAGUUUAUGAUCUCAAGACUUUCUAAUUCAUCUGUAGAUGGAAAGCCACCAAUUGAUUCUACAUCUCAAAAAACUACAAUCGCAUCAAGUAGCCUUAAAUAUGAUGACAGUGAAAGAGUUAAUAGGAGAAGUUUUAGGAAAUCUCAGGAAACCGCUAUUGAAGAAGAUCAGAAAGUUAAACCAGAAGCAGAGAUGUCUCCUACCACUAAUACCAGGGCACAGAAAUCAUUUAGCUGGAUUUCAGGACGAAACAGUAUAGAGGAGGCGAAAUUAGUUUCACAUGGAGAAGAACUGAAAUCUAGCCACAAACCAGAUAUUUCAUCUAAACUUUCAUUGAUAUCCACGAAACCUGAGGUUUUACAACUCAAGGACACGGUCCAUCCUGCUUCCUCCAGAACAAUGCCUGCAGAAACAUCUAGAGAACAAAAUGAGUCAAAUGCCAGUGGAAAAAAUAGUAGUUCUUCAGUGAGUGAUGAAAAUGAAGAUAGCUCACCUGGGGCAGUGCAGUUAAGGCCAAAACGUCGUCCAGUGUCUGCUAUGUUUUUAGAAUCUAUUAGUGAUCAAGCACAUGACAAGCCAAAGCCUACAGAAGAAAAAGCUUUGUCAACCUCUGAAAAAUCAUGGAUUAGAAGACCAAGACCGCUUUCUAUGGAUCUCACUUCUAAAUUUGAAAAUAGGGGACCCAUGGUUAACAAGAAAAUAAGUGCUUCAGAAGAAACAAAGGAAAAUAUACCUUUAAAGAAAAAUUCAAUUAGCACCAUCAUCUUUGAAGAAAAGAAUCAAGUGGGAUUAAAAGAAGAAGAUUCCAAACAUGGGAAUAAAAUGCUCAAAAAUGAAACAAGAACAUGUGAAAUGAACAGUGGAAUGUCCGUAACAAAUAUAAAUGUAUGUAAAGAUAAAGACUCUGAAAUCAAUACAGGAAAGAGAAGAACAGAUGAUGAAAAGCAAGAAAUAAGUGAUGUGUAUAAAGAUAAUGUAUUAACAAAGAUUUCAGAAAAUGUUAAUCGAACCACAAAAAUUGCGCAAAAUGAAAAAUAUGUUUCUAAUACUAAUUCCAGCACUUCCAAUGAAGUACAAAAUUCAGAGGAAAUGGGCAUUGCUCCAGGAAGUAUCCGAAGGCGCAUCAGUCUGCUUUUUGCUAAUACUAGCUCUUCUGCUGAGGUUACAGAACCACCUGUAGCUGCUGAAGAAAAAAGAGUCAGCACUCCACAUCAGAUUAAAGGCUUAACCUCAGAAAAUGUAGAUAAUAGGUUGGAUAGGACAAUGACAUCAACACAGCCUCACCUUCUUUCUUCAGACUUUACAAAAAUUUUUUCCGGCUCACCACCAAAUGUAGAGCUGAGUUUUGAGAAAACCAAGGAAAUGAAGAGUGUUUUUGUCUCUGAGGCAAAUGAUACCCCAAAGGAUAAUGUGGAUCAAAAAGAAACAUUCUCCAGUGAAAAACCGUGGAAAACGCAUUCGUUCAAAAAAAAAGAUCCACCCAUUCAAAGUGAGGACAGUGCAAAUGUUACCAAAGAAAAGAAGAGCUCCACUUUUAAAAAAGAACAAUAUGACAACACAUCACUGUUGGCAGAAAAGAGAGAGAAUAAUAUAGAGCCAGUUGAAACAGAGUACAAAACUGUUAGAGCCACCGUGUUUGAACACAAGAUAGAACGGCACAAUCCUGCUAAGAUAUAUCCUUCUCAACAACAGAGAUACAGAGAGACAUCAAAAAAUGAACAUAAAGCCGAACGCUCUAUAAAUAAAGAUGAAUUCUCAAACCGGAAAGCUCAAAUGGAAGACAGCAAAUCUACAAAACAACAAAGUUAUGAAGAUUAUAGUUUGUCUGAUGGUAAGAAGGCUGAAGCGCAUGUUGGAAAGGCUACACCACAUAGAGUUACCAGAAUUUCUCAAGCAGAUGAAACAGAAACUUCAUUUUCAACUGAAAGUCAAGCACAAAAAAACAAGUUAUAUACAGAUGACAAAUCAAUUCAAAGAAUAGAACCCCGCUAUGAAAUUUUUCAUACUGCUGGGGAAAGAGUUUCAAGUGAAUCCAUAAAGAUGGUCCAGGAGGAAAAAGCUCUGACUCUGAAAUCUCGACAAUCGUUUCACAGAACAGAAAGGGAAGAGAGCAAACAUGAGAUGGAUGUUGAUUUUUCAGAUCGACCUUUGGUCAAGCUCCAAAGAAGUAAAAGUGAAUACAGAAAACGUGAUACUCAAAGCAGUACAAAGGAAACAUCUAGUAAUUCUGGCUCUAUAGAUGCUGACAUUCAACGCCUUAAAAAAUAUGACCUUAGAGCAGACAUGAGUCUGUCAAGAGCAGAAAGCAAUAGUUAUAAAGUAGAUAGGUCUUAUCCAACAGAACUGAGAAGAGAAAACAGAUUUCCAGAGAGAUCUUAUCUAAAAUCUGAGGAAUAUUUUGGGAUGCCUAAGUCAGAUUCUUCAGUUACUGGAGAAGAUUUAAAAAGAUCAGAACAAGCUGUUAAUUUAAGAAGCCCCAUUUUUAAUACCAGUAAGAUCACAGCUGGAUUUGAUUUUGAAGCUGGAUAUAAACAAUCUUCUAAAGAAGAAACAAUAAAUAGAUUAAGUGCUGAGGAUAACACAAAGCAGUUGGCUCAAGAUCAUGAUUUUAAAAGCAACAUUUUCCAGAAUAGUAGAUAUCUAGCUAAAAAUGAUCAAGAAGCAGUACCAAAUAGUACCAAUAACGAUGUCACAAAAGACCAUAUAAAAUUAACAGUGAAUCAAGAUAUUGAGCAAAUCAAAAAAGUUAAAGAAGUGUUUCCUAAAGAACUGGAAUUUAUGAGAAACAAAUCCUCUCUCCACAAUAAGGAUAGUAACCGAGAAGAUAAAAUAUCAGUCGAGACUAGAUCAAAUGUUUUGUCGAAAUCUGUAGAUGUUGGAAGUACAGAAAAAAGUAGACAUGUGGAACUUAAAGAGGAAAACGCAGAACAUUUAAAUACAGUAAAAAGCAGUCCUACAGUUGACACAAAGGCAACAUAUUUUGCUGUGACCUACAUUGAUAACAAAAAAGAAAAGACUGAAAAUUACUUUGAAAAGCAGGGCAGCAUUAGCAAUACAACCUUUGAAGAUCAGCUUAAGCAAGAUUUUAACAUUCAUAAACCAUAUGCAAGUUUUAAAAAUGAAAAUGUCCUUCAAGAAAAGUAUAACAACAAAGAAAACUUGGAAUGUUCAAGUGCUCUAGAUCCUAAAACAACCAAAGCCGAAAGUCCAGUGGAAGAUAAUUUUACAACAAAGAAAUCUGAAUGGAGUUCUCGACCCUUUAGACCAAAUGUUGUUGACAUUGAUUCUUUACUUCAUAGAAGCAAACAAAAGACAAACACUGAAAAUUUGGUUCCGGCAUACAACGAUGGCUACAUUAAAUCUUCACUAAAGAGUCAUGAAACAUACACUGCAAAGUCUCAGGAAAGUCUUUUAAAUUCUAAUGAUGAAUUAGAAGGAAUUUAUAAACCCAAGGCUAUUGAUAUUGAUGCCUUAAUGAUGGACUACAAAAGUGAACACCAAAAAGCUAAAGAUUAUAAGAUAAGUGAUGUUAUUGAACAUCAGGGUGAAUCAAGGUUUGAGAGGUCACGAUCUUUUAGAACCCAUACUGAAAAGAGCACAAACAGCAAAUGGAAAGAACCCACUGUGAAACGUUUCACUCCUGAUGAGGGCCAAAAGUAUGAAUCCUCUUCAUCAUAUACUUCUUUUGAAUUUACCUCUGGGCAUGAAGUGAAAGCAGACAAUCUAAAAUCUAUUCACCAUAAGCUGGACAGUGUCUUUGGAGAUAUGGGUUCAGCUGCUGAAGAAAAUAAUCAGAAGCAAGAAGAUAAAGGUUCCCCCCCACACACACAGAAGAAUAGAAGUAUGACCACUCUGGAAUCUUUACUUGAAUCAUCAAAACGUAGUCCUGUUCGGUCAAAGCCUGAUUCCUUUGGGGUCAAAGCAGAAAAAAAAGAAACCGUACAUACAUUUUUAAAAAAACCUGAAUUGGUAGAGAGAGUUGAUUAUGACCUAGAAAGUACUAGGAAGGGCAUGGAUGGCAAGGUUUUGUUUCCUGCAGAAAGUCAGACUUGUUCUGCAGAACAGAAGCAAUUACAGUCUGAAAGAAGACGUCCAGCAAAGACCAGUGAUUUAGUCACCCUGAUGCUAGAAGAUAAACAAAGGAGAAGGGAGCAGAUUAAAGCAAGUCCGAGAACACCGUCAGGGGAAGAGCAACAACAUAGAACAAAAACUUUCAACCAACAAGAUUGGGAACUGGGUGAUAACAGGGAGUCCUUCAUAAGUGAAGUAUCAAGACACCUUUCAACACGAUUGCAAGAGGUGGGUGUUUCACCAGAGCCUUUUCAAAGGAAUCGUCGUUCUCAACAUCGUGUGAUAACAGCAUCACAGGAGUCCUCCAUAAGUGAAGUAUCUAGACACCUUUCAACACGAUUGCAAGAGGUGGAAGUUGCACAAGAGCCUUUUCAAAGGAAUCGUCGUACUCCACAUCGUGUGAUAACAGCAUCACAGGAUCAGCUGAAGCAGUGUUUCUCAAGGAGCCCACAGACUAACAAGGAUACAGACACACUUUUCCAAGACCAAGACAGACAUUAUGGAACAUGGCAACAUGAGCCACAGGAUGAUGACAGCUAUAUGCAUGAUUCACCUUCACACGACAACAUCACCAGCAAGAAACUACCGCCACCAAGUCGUCUGUCGUCCUUGUCCCACACGGAAACAGAGCAGCAUGACUCGAUUACUGACCCAAAAGAAGGUAGUCUGGACAGAUCCAGCAUGGACCUGGAUUCUACAGAUGGCACAGAGAGUUCCCUUUCCUUUCAUGAGGCCAAAGCAACUGAUUUCUCAUUCAUAGAUCAAACUUCAGUCUUAGAUUCAACAGCACUAAAGAACAGGGUGCAGCUGAGCAGAAGAAGCCAGCGACGUGCUCCCACCCAAUCACAGAGGAGGAGCAGGAUUCUUAUGUCUAGCAGCCAGCUUGCAGUCAUAGAGGAUACCGACAGCCCCUGGAUGUACACAGACUCUACAGAAGAGAAGCCUGAGAAGAAGGAGGAUAGUGAUGAAGAGGAAAAGCCACAGAGGUCUUCAGUUCAACCACAGAGGAUGCCAAUGUUUCCAGGGAUGGACCCAUCUGCCCUGAUGAACCCUUUCCGGAAAAGGCAAGAUCCAGAGAGUUGCAGUGAAUCACCUCCAGCACAGCUUUCAAGGUCACCAAAAUCUCCCCUCCCACAAGGAACCAUAGGCGUUAAACUACUGCCAACACCUGCAGAUAAGCCCAACAAAGGGGCAGAGACCUCCUCCCCACAGUGGUUGAAAGAGCUGAAAUCAAAGAAAAGACAGAGCCAGUAUGAAAACUCCUCUUAACAGAUAAAGUUUCCAACAAGAAGCAGACACAGCAAUUUAACAUAAGCCUUAAUUCACCAAACCCUACAGAUCCACGUCCCUCUGCUGUCUUGCUUGAUCUCACCUGCAACGUGUUCGGUGCCUUCCCAUUUUUGAGGAAAAAGCUGCUUCAUACCUAUUCAGAUACAAAAUAAUGUAUUUUAUUGGAGAAAAGUCACUUUAGAACUUGUAAAGGAUAUUUACUUGAAAUGAGCUCUAUAAAAGCCAAAGGUCCAGCCUCCUUAUGACCUUUUGACCUGGAAGACUAGGGACAAUAGUCAUCUGGACCUGCUAAAUUGGUGUAUAUGUCAGCAUGUUCUGUGAUAUGAAAAGGCUGGUUGAGAAAGUGAAGACUGAAUUUUGUAUUUGUUUCUGGAAAAACGAUUUCACAAACGAAUUCAUCUUAUCGUCACUUAGAAUAUUGUAAUUCACCAUCCAGAAUAUUUUUUUUUCUCCAGAUGUAUAUGUGGGUGUGUAUGUAUGUUGAUAUGCAUGUAUAUGCACAUAUGUGUAUAUGUAUGUGUGUAUGUAUAAAGUAUGAACAAAAUGUUUACUGCCAAUAACAACACAAAACAAAGCUUGACUACUUUUUGUAAAAAAAGAAAAAAUAUUUUUAACAGAUACAGAGUUAAGAUGAACACACAAUGUAUUUUAUGUUUUCUUCAGCUAUUUUUGAUCCUGCACAAUAUAAAGCUUUAGUAAUGAAUAGAUGUUUUAUUUUCUAAACCUGCUCACCUCUGAGUUUCAUAACUUUUGCAUUCAAAAGGUUUUUGUUAGGACUCAAUUUGGGACAGAAUUUCGAUAGAGAGCUGUGCUCAUAACCAUAUCAAAUAUUUUAGCUCUUAGGAACUUGAACACACUGAAACAUUAAAACUGUGAUUCAGUGGUGAGCAGAUUAUAUAAAUAUAUAAAUAUGAAAAUGGAAAAACUGCAAUAAUUUUAUCCUGUUUUUUAAUUCAUGUAUAGUUGUUAUAAAACAUAAUCACUGCAGUAAUGAGGGCUUUUAGCAUUUUGUUAAAUCUUUUCAUGCCUCUUCGAAGCCUGCAAAAUGUUAAAAGGACAAUGCCAGCAGUUUUUAUUUAAAUCUUAAAUGGCAAAUACUUGGUGUCAAUAUUAAACAUGUGCUUAAUAGGUGGGUCCUUCAAUUGUUUUGACAUUUGUCUAUCAUUUUUAUGUCAUCUCCUUUACUUUCUGGCAAAAAAAAAUAAAUUAAAUUUAGGCUCACAUCUGAAGUUUUAAGAUCUGCAAACCAAGGAAUCCUAAGAAGAUAAAAGUAUCAUUCUCUGGCACUGAGUGCCCAGAGUAUUGAGUUCAUGUAUUGCUGAAAAAGGAGGAAAAUCAACUUUAUUCUAUGAAAACACACAGCUUUGCCCUUUGUUUAAAAGAGAAUAUAUUAUAGGAUACAAUCUGUUAAUAAUUGUAUAUGUGUGUUAUAAAAUCUUUUGUAACAAGA
Bombina bombina (fire-bellied toad) is the source of this 7339-nucleotide messenger RNA. RefSeq names its product KIAA1671 ortholog. Lineage: Eukaryota; Metazoa; Chordata; Amphibia; Anura; Bombinatoridae. The coding region runs from base 244 to 5868 and encodes 1874 amino acids. The transcript has 13 exons. The record is from RefSeq and is a predicted model, not a curated record.